UAUAUUUUUAUUUGAAAUUAUAAAAUUAUUUUUUUUUUUAAAUUCUAUUGAUCGUUCUUUUUGAAACGAAGGAAGAAUUAUUUUUGGGCACGAAUUUAAAUUAGCCCUGAUUUAGGUGUACAUUCCAAAUUAAUUGAAUUUCAGAUUUAUUUUAAGGUUUAAGCUUGGUGACAAUGGAGGCCAAUGAGAGAGAGAGAGGCACUGUACACUGUGAAAACCAUCGCCAGUUGGAAAGUUGCUUUCCAUUGACGUCACUCUUCUUGUAAAAUACGGGAACAUUUUUAUAGAGAUAAUCGACAGUAAAGAUAAGAUCAUGCUGAGAUUCCGGUUGUUCGAAGCCCCUUUUAUUCAAUCGUUCAAACCCCACACUUUUCUCAUUCGUGCUCAAAUGGGUUCGUAUUCUACAACUUCGUCUUCUGCUCAAAAUAGCCCUAAACUUGUUUUCCGUCAGCUCUUUGAGAAGGAAUCAUCUACCUAUACUUACCUUCUUGCUGAUGCUUCGCAUCCCCAAAAGCCCGCUUUGCUGAUUGACCCAGUGGACAAAACAGCGGAUCGUGAUCUUGCACUUGUUAAGGAGCUGGGUUUGAAGCUUAUAUAUGCUAUAAACACACAUGUACAUGCUGAUCAUGUCACUGGUUCUGGCUUGAUCAAGACAAAGUUCCCUGGUGUGAGAUCAAUCAUAUCAAAAGCAAGCAAUGCAAAAGCUGAUAUUUUUGUUGAACCUGGUGAUAAGAUCUACUUUGGUGAUAUUUUUCUGGAGGUUCGUGCAACUCCUGGUCAUACACUUGGAUGUGUUACCUAUGUCACGGGAGAUGGACCCAAUCAACCUCAACCAAGGAUGGCCUUUACUGGUGAUGCCCUUUUGAUACGUGGAUGUGGAAGGACAGACUUUCAGGGUGGAAGUUCAGACAAAUUGUAUGAUUCAGUUCAUUCACAGAUUUUCAAAUUGCCUAAAGACACAUUGUUAUAUCCUGCUCAUGACUACAAAGGGUUCACCGUCAGCACAGUGGGAGAGGAGAUGCUAUACAAUCCACGCCUAUCAAAAGAUAAGGAAACAUUCAAAAACAUCAUGCAGAAUUUGAAUUUGUCAUAUCCAAAAAUGAUGGACGUCGCAGUUCCAGCUAACAUGGUUUGUGGAUUACAAGAGACAAAAUCAGAAGCUUGCUAAAUUCUUCUUUCAUGGUCACUACGAAUGUAAAUGGGAAGCAAGGUAUACACGAUUUGAAGCGAAAGUUAACGGAAAUAAUGUUUAGCUGGAGAAGUUGAAUUAGUUUUAACUGAUAAGAAUCUUGAAUAUAUGUAUGUAACUUGAUUUCUGAGAUGGGAAUAAUGAAAGUGAAAUUUAUCAGUUGCUGCAUUUUCUGAAUUAUAGUAGCAAUUCAGAUCCAA
Molecule: messenger RNA, 1389 nt
Organism: Solanum pennellii
Lineage: Eukaryota; Viridiplantae; Streptophyta; Magnoliopsida; Solanales; Solanaceae
Product: persulfide dioxygenase ETHE1 homolog, mitochondrial
Exons: 9
Coding region: 314-1168 (284 amino acids)
Biological process (GO): glutathione metabolic process; hydrogen sulfide metabolic process
Molecular function (GO): sulfur dioxygenase activity
Source: RefSeq, a predicted model, not a curated record